Molecule: messenger RNA, 2136 nt
Organism: Caenorhabditis elegans
Lineage: Eukaryota; Metazoa; Nematoda; Chromadorea; Rhabditida; Rhabditidae
Gene: ram-5
Product: ZP domain-containing protein
Exons: 17
Coding region: 1-2136 (711 amino acids)
Cellular component (GO): plasma membrane
Source: RefSeq, marked reviewed
AUGCAAUAUUCCACAAAACAUGUCAUAGGAUACAUCUUCUCAUUUGUCGUCCUCGCCACCUCGACAGAUUUUGAUAAUGCACAUGUCAUGGGGGUACCCCAAGUGACAUGUUCUGCAAAACUUAUCACAGUUAGCUUUAAUACAAACAUUCCAUUUCAAGGAAGGAUAUCAGUAUUUGACAAGUUAUUCAUACCAGCAUGUAACCAUGACUACUCAACUAAUAUUCAAAAAAAUGCCACAUUUCAAAUGGACAUUCUGAAAUGUGCCAAUCCAAUGUUCUUAAAAAAUGGCUCUCGAUUGCUAAGAGCAUAUGUGGAAAUUGGGUUCCAUCCGUUGGUAAUGACUAAUAGCGACAGAACAUUCUUGGUGGAAUGUCUGGAUAACACAAUAAUGCCAAUAGUGAAUAGAGCACAAAGCUUUGCAGAUUGUACACACUUGGUGAGAAUGGCUUCUGAAUGGAGCAGCAUGUCUGAAUUUCAAGUCGGCGAUGCAAUAGUCCAUGAGUGGAGCUGCAAGUUGCCUAAUCCCGCAAAAACGCAAACCUUCCUAACAAAUUGCAACGCAUUGUCACAAAACGGGCAGAUUAUUCAUUUAAUAGAUGAAAACGGCUGCGUCAUCGACUCUGAAUUAAUGGGUGACAUUGUCUACAGUGACCAUGUUCCGAAAUUAUAUGCCAGAGCUAGAAUAUUCAAGUUUCUAACGGAUGAUAAAUAUCGGAUAGAAUGCACACUCGAGUUUUGCAAUAAUGGCUCGCCUUGUAAGGAUCGAGUAUUUCCUCCGAAAUGCGCAUUUACUAAAGAAGAAAUAACAAGUCGAUCGACCAAAAAUCAACUGGAACAGUCAGGCAUGACAACCAUGCCAGGUAUUCCCAGUAGUGCCUAUGAUUCGAGACUAAAAAUAAGUUCAGCAUGGCUUACGAUCAAGCUGAAUCAGUACACGGAAACUAAGGGAUUGCAUCCAAGAUAUCAUCUGAAAACAUUCCUGGACCCCACACUCCAUGAAACAAUAUCCCCGAAUGACGCGGACCACUUCUUGAUGGGCAUCUCCUACCGGGAACCAAUUCCUAAAUUGUCGUCACAAAGUGAAUUGUCUCACCCCGAUAAUAAUAGAGUCGAAGGAGCACGUAUCCUUCAUUCUUCCGCUUUUCAGCCAAUCAUCAGUCCACCAAUCGACUCGCACGAGGAGUUUAUCGAAACAAUAACCUUUGGAAGCAAUUUAAAUUCCGAGCCAAUUGUAAACGUGCAAAAAGAGAUGCAUUUGCAAAAGGAGCCCGUGCACAAAGUGUUUACGCAUAAGGACCCGCUCAAAACAGAAAAAACGGAAAAAUUUAUGAAGCUCGUGCAGAUUGAGAACGAGGACAGAAACCACGGUGCGGCGCUGGAAACUACUCAACAGUCAAGAAUGUUCACAACAACAAUGCCAAGUACAAUGAUUUCAACAACUACUACUCCCAUGACGUCUUCAUCUAGAACCGAUAAAUUACCUAGCGAACAUUUCAAUCACCCCGAACUUGAUACUUUUGAAAAACCGAAAAAGUCAUUCGAAAAGAGUCACUCGCUAGUUCAAAUGACUGAAACCACAACUGCACCUGCCGCCAACCUGAAGUUCUAUUCAACAACGGCGUCGACCAAAAAGUUGACCCCGACCACUCCGUAUGCGUCGGCGCCCCCGGAGAGCAGCACUCAAACUCCAAACUCGACGAAGCCCACAUCCAUUAGAAAUGUUACUCAUAGUGUGCCAACGGUUAAAAAAUAUGAUAAAUUCGUGAACAAUAACGCCGACUGGAGAUUUGACGAUAAGGCAAUCAAUGAUAGCGAUAUAGUGUCGGAGAAACAAACUUCCGCAUGCUACAAUGCUACAAUUAUUUCAUCACAACGGCAGUGUAAAUGGUCGGGAGUAGAACAUCUUUUACUGAUUUGGUCUUUCGCCUCGUUGAUCGUUUGGAUGAUGCUUAUAGCAUUAUUUCUCUACAGAUACUCCAGUAGGAAGCCACAAUGGAUUGGUUUUCGAGAGCAAGAACUUCGGAGAGUAGCUCAAUCUCGAGUGUUGAGCCAAGAUCAUCCAUGGCUUCACGCAGACGCUUUCGAAGAGCGCAAUCAAAGCAAGAAUGAAAUAGAGAUCAAUCAUUUUACUUAG